UUGUGAGGGACGUUGUAAAACAACAAAGAGAGCGAGUUGUUGUUUCACGCGCGCCACGCCGGUGUCGAUAAAACUUUUCACUCGUCAGUUUUCUUUUUCUGCUCUAUUAAUAACAGUGUUACAGGAAAAUGUCGCUCAAUCUUGGAGACCAGUUUCCAAAUUUUCAAGCAGACACCUCAAUUGGAAAGAUAGACUUCUACGAGUGGCUUGGCGAUUCAUGGGGUAUCCUCUUUUCACAUCCAGCGGAUUUCACACCGGUAUGUACAACAGAGUUGUCCGCCGUAGCAAAGUUGGUUCCGGAAUUCGCAAAGCGCAACGUAAAGCCAAUCGCCCUGUCCUGUGAUUCAACCGAGUCUCACAAACAAUGGAUUACCGACAUCAAAGCAUACGGUAAGCUGGAUGAUUUCAACUAUCCUAUCAUCGAUGACGAGAAGCGUGAGCUAGCAGUAAAAUUAAAUAUGCUUGACAAAGACGAAAUAGGGGCAGCCGGAUUGCCGCUAACAUGUCGUGCUGUCUUCGUUGUCGAUCACAGUAAGAAACUGCGACUGUCUCUGCUGUAUCCCGCUACGACCGGACGUAACUUCACCGAAAUACUUCGGGUCAUCGACUCGAUGCAGUUGACCGACAGAAAGAAGGUAGCAACCCCUGCAGAUUGGGUUCAAGGCCAGGAAUGCAUGGUUCAGCCCAGUGUAAAGGAAGAUGAAUUGGCUAAAUUGUUUCCAAGCGGUGUAACUAAUGUCGAGCUGCCUUCCGGUAAACAGUAUCUACGGAAAACGAAUGUUUAAUAGAUGACUAUUGAUAAGCAUGACUAUGCAUUUCAUUGAGUAAGAUCUUUAAAAGGGCUUUAAUAAAUAUGUACUUAGUAAUUUUGAAAUUUAAUAACAAUGAUUAUACCAUAAACAUGCAUUAAAAGCUCGAGGUCAUCUAUUAUUCUCCAUUAAGCUAAAAAUCAAAUUUUUUUUAUUCAUGUUCUGUAAAAGCUGUCUGACUUGAAUCAAUUAUAAUAUACC
Molecule: messenger RNA, 1010 nt
Organism: Sabethes cyaneus
Lineage: Eukaryota; Metazoa; Arthropoda; Insecta; Diptera; Culicidae
Gene: Prx6a
Product: peroxiredoxin-6
Exons: 1
Coding region: 129-785 (218 amino acids)
Biological process (GO): cellular oxidant detoxification; cell redox homeostasis
Cellular component (GO): mitochondrion; cytosol
Molecular function (GO): peroxiredoxin activity
Source: RefSeq, a predicted model, not a curated record